This is a messenger RNA of Siniperca chuatsi (mandarin fish), 3689 nucleotides long. Its product is annotated as hemicentin-2-like. The transcript is spliced from 15 exons. The record is from RefSeq and is a predicted model, not a curated record. Gene Ontology annotation, cellular component: external side of plasma membrane. Gene Ontology annotation, biological process: T cell costimulation; immune response; positive regulation of T cell proliferation. Lineage: Eukaryota; Metazoa; Chordata; Actinopteri; Centrarchiformes; Sinipercidae. Bases 190 to 3675 code for a protein of 1161 amino acids.
CACACACACACACACACACACACACACAGAUUACUUGGCAGUCAGAACUAAAAUUAGCUUCCAGCUGUUGAAUCACGUCUAGUGGUCAGACUGGUUAGUUGGCCUUGGUGUGACACGGUCACACUCAUUGUGGAUUUACAUUUUUCCAGUUUCAGUACACUUCACGACGGAGGACUAUUUAACAGGAGGAUGACUGUGGUCAAGUGCGCCCUGUUUUUCUUGGUCUUGACCUGUCUGUGGACUUUUAACAGAGGAGAUGCUGAGGUGUCCUGUGUUUUCAUGGAGAGCUGCAUCUUACCGUGCAGCUUCCCGGUCGGCACUGAUGUACUCAUCCACUGGAUUCAGGUGACAGCAGGAGACACUGUCCACUCCUACUACCACAACAAAGACCAGCUUUCACACCAGCACGAGCACUACAGAGGCAGGACAUCACUGUUCAGGGACCAGAUCUCCAGAGGAAAUGCCUCGCUCCAGCUGACAGGGGUGGAGGUUCAGGACCAGGGCAGAUACAAGUGCUACACCAGCACCAUGAGAGGCAACAAGGACUCAUUCAUCAACCUAAAAGUGGACGCUCCGGUCCGUCAAGUCGACAUUCAGCAGGUGGAAAACAGGAUCACCUGCAGCUCAGAGGGGAUCUACCCUGAGCCUGAGCUCACCUGGUCCACCAGCCCUCCGUCCAACGUGACCUUCAAGAACACAACCACAGUCCAGCAGACUGAACAGCAGAUUUACAACAUCAGUAGUUCUCUGAUACUUUCAGAUAAUGUUACUGAUCUGGUCUACAGCUGCACCGUCAGCACUCGCAGAAACAGGAGGACAGCCACUUUGUUUAAACCAACUUCUCUCAGUGUUUCAGACUCUGAAACAACAAUCCCCUGCACUUCCUCAAACACUCCCCUAACGGGCCUCAUCUGGAGGUUCAACCACAGUCAGAUCAUCCUGAGCCAGACCAGGGCCGACGUCCCCCACACAGUCUCAGAGGAGUGGCAGCAGCAGGUGAAGGGUGUGUCUGAGUCAGGCAGCCUCAUGCUACAGGACUUGUCUUCAAAUCAGGAGGGAAUAUACACCUGUGAACUCAGUAAUGCUGAGGAGACAAACAUAACCAGCACCCUUCUGAGGAUAGAGAAAAGUCAAGAUGAUGAGGUCUCCUGUGUUUUCAUGGAGAGCUGCAUCUUACCGUGCAGCUUCCCGGGCGGCACUGAUGUACUCAUCCACUGGAUUCAGGUGACAGCAGGAGACACUCCUGUCCACUCCUACUACCACAACCAAGACCAGCUUGCACACCAGCACCAGCGCUUCAGAGGCAGGACAUCACUGUUCAGGGACCAGAUCUCCAGAGGAAACGCCUCGCUCCAGCUGACAGGGGUGGAGGUUCAGGACCAGGGCAGAUACAAGUGCUACACCAGCACCAUGAGAGGCAACAAGGUGUCCUUUAUCAACCUAAAAGUGGACGCUCCGGUCCGUCAAGUCGACAUUCAGCAGGUGGAAAACAGGAUCACCUGCAGCUCAGAGGGGAUCUACCCUGAGCCUGAGCUCACCUGGUCCACCAGCCCUCCGUCCAACGUGACCCUCCAGGACAAACCCACAGUCCAGCAGACUGAACAGCAGCUUUACAGCAUCAGUAGUUCUCUGACACUUUCAGACAGUGUUACUGAUCUGGUCUACAGCUGCACCGUCAGCACUCGCAGAAACAGGAGGAGAGCCACUUUGUUUAAACCAACUUCUCUCAGUGUUUCAGACUCUGAAACAACAACAAUCCCCUGCACUUCCUCAAACACUCCCCUAACGGGCUUCAUCUGGAGAUUCAACCACAGUCAGAUCAUCCUGAACCAGACCAGGGCCGACGUCCCCCACACAGUCUCAGAGGAGUGGAGGCAGCAGGUGAAGGGUGUGUCUGAGUCAGGCAGCCUCACGCUACAGGACUUGUCUUUGAAUCAGGAGGGAAUAUACACCUGUGAACUCAGUAAUGCUGAGGAGACAAACAUAACCAGCACCAUUCUGAGGAUAGAGAAAAGUCAAGAUGCUGAGGUCUCCUGUGUUUUCAUGGAGAGCUGCAUCUUACCGUGCAGCUUCCCAUUCGAAACUGAUCUAGUCAUCCACUGGAUUCAGGUGACAGCAGGAGACACUCGUGUCCACUCCUACUACCACAACCAAGACCAGCUCGCACACCAGGACCAGCGCUUCAGAGGCAGGACAUCACUGUUCAGGGACCAGAUCUCCAGAGGAAACGCCUCGCUCCAGCUGACAGGGGUGGAGGUUCAGGACCAGGGCAGAUACAAGUGCUACACCAGCACCAUCAGAGGAAACAAGGAGUCAUUCAUCAACCUAAAUGUGGACGCUCCAGUCGUUGGAGUCGACAUUCAGCAGGUGGAAAACAGGAUCACCUGCAGCUCAGAGGGGAUCUACCCUGAGCCUGAGCUCACCUGGUCCACCAGCCCUCUGUCCAAAGUGACCUUCAAGAACACAACCACAGUCCGGCAGACUGAACAGCAGCUUUACAGCAUCAACAGUUCUCUGAUACUUUCAGACAGUGUUACUGAUCUGGUCUACAGCUGCACCGUCAGCACUCGCAGAAACAGGAGGAGAGCCACUUUGAGGCAACUACAUGCUGAGGUCUCCUGUGUUUUCAUGGAGAGCUGCAUCUUACCGUGCAGCUUCCAGGGCGGCACUGAUGUAGUCAUCCACUGGACUCAGGUGACAGCAGGAGACACUCGUGUCCACUCCUACUACCACAACCAAGACCAGCUCGCACACCAGGACCAGCACUUCAGAGGCAGGACAUCACUGUUCAGGGACCAGAUCUCCAGAGGAAACGCCUCGCUCCAGCUGACAGGGGUGGAGGUUCAGGACCAGGGCAGAUACAAGUGCUACACCAGCACCAUCAGAGGAAACAAGGCGUCAUUCAUCAACCUAAAAGUGGACGCUCCAGUCGUUGGAGUCGACAUUCAGCAGGUGGAAAACAGGAUCACCUGCAGCUCAGAGGGGAUCUACCCUGAGCCUGAGCUCACCUGGUCCACCAGCCCUCCGUCCACUCUGACCCUCCAGGACAAACCCACAGUCCAGCAGACUGAACAGCAGCUUUACAGCAUCAACAGUUCUCUGAUACCUUCAGACAGUGUUACUGAUCUGGUCUACAGCUGCACCGUCAGCACUCGCAGAAACAGGAGGAGAGCCACUUUGAGGCAGCUACCUUCUGUCAGUGGUUCCAGCACUGACGCAACAAUCCCCUGCACUUCCUCAAACACUUCCCUUCUGAGCUUUAGCCUCGUUUGGAGAUUCAACCACAGUCAGAUCAUCCUGAACCAGACCGGGACCGACGUCCCCCACACAGUCUCAGAGGAGUGGAGGCAGCAGGUGAAGGGUGUGUCUGAGUCAGGCAGCCUCACGCUACAGGACUUGUCUUUGAAUCAGGAGGGAAUAUACACCUGUGAACUCAGUAAUGCUGAGGAGACAAACCUAGCCAGCACCCUUCUGAGGAUAGAGAAAGGGAGUCUGACUGAUGCAGGCAUUAUUGUAGCUGUGGUGGCUGGAGCCAUUUUGGUUGCAUUGCUAGCAGGCCUUGUACUGUACUGCAAAUAUAAAAAGGAAAAGAAGAAGAAAUUAAUGAAAACAGACAAAGUGAAUGUGAAGAAGAAGAAAACGGUUGACUGGAUACGGAUUGAUGCGAUCAUAUAAAUGGCCCGACAAAC